AUGGCAUCAGAUUCAGCUCACACUUUCUUCGGUCUAUGGCUUCACAAGUAUCACAGGGAUGCUGGCGUGGAUCGAGAAGAUGCUUCAUCGCAAGAAGGAAUAACUGCUUCGUCGGCUAAGAAGACCGAGUCCGAAGCGGAUGCGAGCACGACGCAGUCACCGAGAGCCGCAUCAAAGGACCAAACCGAAGCUGAAGAGGAGGAGAAGAAUGAGAAGCGGGAGGAAGAUAAGCGGCGAGCCAAUUAUGACCGGCAUCGAAACCCUCUGGCCCGGUUCAGAGCAAGGUAUCUGGACUUCUCCGCCGAAGUCAAUCCCGAGUACGGGGCAUACGAGACGCUUUGCUGGACGCAUCGUCUCGCAACCAUGGCGGAGAUCUAUCUAGCCGGCGGCGUCAGCGGCUCACACGUCAACCCCGUCAUAUCGUUGACCCUCGCAGCAUAUCGCGGCUUCCCUUGGCACAAGUUCAGGGUGUAUCUGGUUGCGCAGUUCCUGGGCUCUCUCACAGCCAACGGUCUUACGUGGUCAAUCUACCGCGACGCUAUCCUCCAGGUUGACCCAGGACUAACGGAGUUCGCUGGCAAAUCCUUCUACAAAGUCCCAACUGAGUACAUCAGCGUCGCAACAGCGUUCUGGAGCGAGUUCCUAGCUAUCGCGGUUCAAGAUGGACACCCUGACGCCCUGAUUAUCGGCUUGGUGGUCACCAUGCUCAAUCUCACGUUGGGACACAACACCGAACCGUCCUUGAACCCGAUGAGGGAUUUCGCAACAAGGCUCGUCGCGUUGAUAGCUGGUUUACGGAACGCAGACUUUCUGGAACUGGUGGUGGAUAGGUGGCUGCUGGGGUGCAGACCUGGCUGGUUCGAUGAUCGGUGCGGCGGUGUACGACAUCUUUAUCUUUAUUGGUGGAGAGAGCUCGGUGAACUACUCGUAGCCUUCGGUGCGGGAGAUAGUCGAGAGACUGAAGAGAGUCUUGGGGUUGGGGCGCAAAGGCUGAGUGCAGCUUUCUGCAAUUUGCUCGAGACGGCAUGCUUCUGCUCGCGACGGUAG
This is a messenger RNA of Coniosporium apollinis CBS 100218, 1047 nucleotides long. RefSeq lists its product as uncharacterized. The record is from RefSeq and is a predicted model, not a curated record. NCBI's taxonomy places the organism in Eukaryota, Fungi, Ascomycota, Dothideomycetes. The transcript is spliced from 3 exons. Bases 1 to 1047 code for a protein of 348 amino acids. Gene Ontology annotation, molecular function: water channel activity; glycerol channel activity. Gene Ontology annotation, biological process: glycerol transmembrane transport; water transport. Gene Ontology annotation, cellular component: plasma membrane.